AAAGGACUAGCUGCCUGCAACAGGUCGUCAUACGAAUCGUAGUAUAGAGAAAGAGACUUUUGGAACAGGGACUAUCUAAACCGCGCCCGGCAAGGAUACACAACCGUUUCAAGGAUAAUUUUUAACGAUUAAAUAGUAACGGUUACUUUUUUCCGGGUCGAGAGCAAUUUAGUACGGAAAGGGGUACUGGAUAAAACCCGGAAUUCGUUAAGGGAUUUUUUAAUAGUGCGUAAGCAGACAUUUGGCUGUAAUGUUGUGAUUAAAGUGAAGUGAAUCUGUGGAGCUCAAUAUUUAUUUCGGGUGGAAAAAUUAGUUUUACCGUUUUAAAAAUAAAUCCUUUGGGAGUUUUUCAAUCAGCGGAAAAAUAGGAUCACAAAUGGCGAAUUUUGUAGUUUGGACGUGCUUAGCUGUGAGCCUUUGUACGGUAGCAGCAUAUUCGGCACGGCACCGCGAUAACAACUACCUGUUGCAUGAUACUCAAGACCAACAGCAGCAACAACAAGUACAAGAAGUAGACGACGAAGAUGGUUUAAAGACCGGAACACGUUCAUCUCAACUUGAAAUUAAUUUUCAUCCUUUGGGGGAUUUCGGUGGCGGUGCACCAGCAAAUCGGGAAUCUGUGGUUGAAGCGUUUCCAUUCGAACCUCAUACAAGACCCUUACAACCGGAACAUAGGCAGAACGAGGUUCACCCGCAACAACAACAGCAACACAACCAUCAUCACCACCUGAAAGGACAGCCUCAACGAUUAGCUGAUGACGAGCAGAGAAAUUUUAAAGCCCUCAAGGAUAUAACUCAAGCCACUCCAUUAUUUUCAAAGUAUCCCCACUUCACUUUGCCGAUGUUCAGCAAUGAACCGAGUAUCGAUGGCGGCAUAAAUUCAAACAAUGAAAAUUACGAGGACAUCGAUAAUAUUUAUAAACAGGAUAUGCCUGAAGGAAAUUAUAAUGUUCAUAGAUGGGGUGGCGAGGAUUUUGGGGAGGAGCCGACAGCGUGGUCCUGGCUCAAUGAUGACGUAAUGGACAACCUCAGCGAUGGACAGAAAAGGAAUGCAUUCCACGCUAUCAAACGACAGAAAUCUAAGAAGCGUCAGGCCAAAUUCACGCCAGGGAUAAGCGUUGGUGAGUUGUACGGUGCAAUGACAAACUUAGGUGACUUUUUCGACAAUCUCAAAAACAACAUUGAUUUCCUGGAAAAAGGAGAGCUUACAGAUGAACAGAUCCAACUGCUCGACGGGCAACAUCCUCUGACCAGUCUGAAGAAGGAACUUUCCAGUACAAGUGGUGAGAAUGACUCUUCGUGGCAUAACAACGGACCACAUGGCACAGCUGCGUUCAUUCAUGCCAUCAGAACAUACCGUCCCUCCCACAGGAUUCGGAACCUAAUUUCCACCGUACCUGAAGGAUAUCGCGGAGCCAAUUCGCAUGACCCUAACUAUAAAUGGAUCGGACUGGGCAAACGAAGCUACUUCUAAGUUGAACGGGCUGUUUUAAUGGAAUCUUGUCUUCUCAUCUGUAUCCAUAGGUUUCAAAUUGAAUCUAACUUUUUUCAGAUUUUUUCAGAGAAAUAGUUCAUCCCUUUGGUACAAGAAUAGUAUGACAUUGAAUGAGACGUGGCUGGCGUAUUAUUAUAUAUCCUAGAAACACAAAAUAUCAUAUUAUAAGUGAGCAUAUCUAUCUAUCCUAGUAUAUUUUAACCAAGCAUUCUCAGCAUGUUGAGAUAUUUGAUACACGUGGAGAAAUACGAGUACCCCGAUAACAUUCCAACUAUUCCAUACUAUUAGUGUACCACAACCAUCAUUCAUUUCGACCUUUCGAUCUUCCUAACAACGAAUUUAUUAGUGUUUUGGGCGUUAUGUUUCGCUAAUUGUUGUUUUCUAGUUUGUCGAAACCAGCAAAGUACUAAGAAUAAAACAAUCAGAUAUCAGACGUUAAUCACUGAAAGUAAUCAACAGUUGAAGUUCAAGUUAAUGCAGAAAUGCAGGAAUAACAAUUAUUGAUGAUAAUAUGAAAUUUAAUAAAUAUAGAAAUUUAAUUAUUAUCUAUUUAAUUGUGUAAAAAGUGUAAUAUUCUGAUGUUAUGUAUGUAUAAUAAGAAAAGUCUUGAAUCUAAUUAAUAAACUGCAUUUAUU
This is a messenger RNA of Hermetia illucens (black soldier fly), 2130 nucleotides long. RefSeq lists its product as uncharacterized. The record is from RefSeq and is a predicted model, not a curated record. NCBI's taxonomy places the organism in Eukaryota, Metazoa, Arthropoda, Insecta, Diptera, Stratiomyidae. The transcript is spliced from 3 exons. Bases 377 to 1474 code for a protein of 365 amino acids.